Molecule: messenger RNA, 1457 nt
Organism: Fragaria vesca subsp. vesca
Lineage: Eukaryota; Viridiplantae; Streptophyta; Magnoliopsida; Rosales; Rosaceae
Product: DNA-damage-repair/toleration protein DRT100-like
Exons: 2
Coding region: 190-1284 (364 amino acids)
Molecular function (GO): protein binding
Source: RefSeq, a predicted model, not a curated record
AUGCCCAUCAAUCCAUCAUCAUCUUCUUCUUCUCUCUCCCACUUCAAACUCAUCGCACUUCUCACUGCAACUCACCUUCUGCUUCUUCCUCACUCUCACUCACACACCUAGAGAAGAACAAAGAAAUUGACCUUUCUUUGUAAACACAGUUUAGCUCAAAGUCUCAAACCCUGCAACAGUUUCGAAAAAAUGAAGACACUUCUUGUAAUAGUUGCGGUACUCUUGGCUAGUACUAGUUGGGCCGUGCGAGCAUGUCCGCCAUCAGACCGGGCGGCCCUGCUCGCUUUCAAAGCGAGCCUCCACGAGCCCUACUUAGGCAUCUUCAAAUCAUGGACUGGCACCGACUGCUGCCACAAAUGGUACGGUGUCAGCUGCGACCAGGGAACCCGCCGUGUCGCCGAUAUAAACCUCCGUGGAGAAUCCGAGGACCCUAUUUUCGAACGUGCCAAAAGAACUGGCUACAUGACCGGUACCAUCUCGCCGGCCAUCUGCCGCCUCACUCGCCUCUCCAGCAUCACCAUCGCCGACUGGAAGGGCAUCUCUGGCGAGAUUCCCCGGUGUAUCUCCAACUUACCAUUCCUCCGGAUCCUUGACCUCAUCGGAAACAAGCUCACCGGACCUCUCCCUUCUGACAUCGGCCGCCUCCAGCGCCUCACCGUCCUCAACGUCGCCGACAAUCAAAUCUCAGGUACCAUCCCCGAGUCUCUUACGAAGAUCUCGUCCCUCAUGCACCUCGACCUCCGCAACAACAAGAUUUCCGGUAAGUUGCCGCAAGAUUUCAACCGACUUACAAUGCUCAGCCGCGCUUUGCUCAGCAAGAACAUGCUCACUGGUCCCAUCCCUGCUUCUAUCUCUCAAAUCUACCGUCUCGCCGAUCUUGAUCUCUCUCUUAACCAACUCUCCGGUCCCAUUCCGGCCUCUCUAGGCAAAAUGGCCGUCCUCGCAACGCUAAACCUAGACUGUAACAACAUCACCGGAACUAUUCCCCCGAGUUUGAUAGUUUCAGGUAUCAGCAACUUGAACUUAAGCCGAAACGACCUCCAUGGUUUCAUACCAAACGUGUUUGGUCCGAGAUCUUACUUCACUGUCAUAGACUUGUCGUACAAUAGAUUGAGAGGUAAUAUUCCGUCGACCAUCUCGUCGGCUUCGUUCGUCGGUCACUUGGAUUUGAGCCACAACCAUCUCUGUGGGAAGAUUCCGGUCGGUUCACCGUUCGACCACCUUGAAGCAUCGUCGUUUACUUUCAAUGAUUGCUUAUGUGGAAAGCCUCUAAGAGCUUGCUAAAUUAAAUGUGCUAAACAAGUUUAUAUAUUGUGAAGAUGGUAUUAUUACCAAGUUAAGACUCAUAAGAGAGGAUUAUGUAUUUCGUGUGUUUUAUUAGAUCAGUACCAAUGAGCAAUGAAGUAUUUUUCAUGCACGUAUUUAUUUACAAAAAAAACAAAACAAAAAAAAACAUG